Anoplopoma fimbria (sablefish) is the source of this 1342-nucleotide messenger RNA. Its product is annotated as solute carrier family 25 member 45. Lineage: Eukaryota; Metazoa; Chordata; Actinopteri; Perciformes; Anoplopomatidae. The record is from RefSeq and is a predicted model, not a curated record. Gene Ontology annotation, biological process: transmembrane transport. Gene Ontology annotation, molecular function: transmembrane transporter activity. Gene Ontology annotation, cellular component: mitochondrion. The coding region runs from base 187 to 1020 and encodes 277 amino acids. The transcript is spliced from 7 exons.
CGUCAGCAGAGGGAGGUGUGCACUGAGCAGUGAUCAUCUGAAGGAGUGAGGUGACUCUUACAUUGUUUAAAAGGAUUUCUUCCCAGCACAGCUCUCUGUAUUGCAGCUGUCCAGCAGGAUCUUCAGGACCUUAAUCUCUGUAACACCACUGACACGCUGUCUGCAGGUAGUGAAGCUUUGCAAGACAUGCCUUUCAUGGAAUUCCUAGCCGGGAGCAUUUCCGGUGCACUGGGACUGGCAGUUGGCCAUCCACUAGACACUGUGAAGGUGCGCCUGCAGGCCCAGUCAAUCUAUAAAGGGAUAUUUCACUGUAUGUCUAAAACAUACUCCAAUGAAGGGCUCCGGGGAUUCUUCAAGGGUAUGUCAUUUCCAGUUCUGACCAUGGGCAUCACCAACUCUGUUGUCUUUGGCUCUUACAGUAAUGCCUUAGCUUACCUCACUCAAGGCAAACCGGCCUCUGCUGCUCAGGUCUUCACCGCCGGCUGUUUCUCAGGCAUGAUGCAGGUGUGUGUAAACGCACCCAUCGACCUGGUGAAGGUGCGUCUGCAGGGUCAAACAACAGUUGGCCGAUACCGUGGACCUGUUCAUUGUGUCGCCGUCAUCCUUAAGGAAGAUGGACCCAAAGGUCUGUUCAGGGGAGGGCUGGCCAUCGCCCUGAGGGACAUACCCUGCUACGGACUCUACUUUUUGCCCUACGAAGUCACUCGAAAGGCUCUGACCACGAGUGGCAAAGAGCCAGGUACUUUUGCAAUAUUGAUGGCCGGUGGCAUUGCUGGCGUGAUGACCUGGGCCUGUGCCACGCCCAUGGACGUGGUCAAAGCCCGGCUCCAGAUGUCAGGGGCCGGCGGCAGGCAGUACAGAGGGGUCCUCCACUGCAUGAGCGUGAGCUUCAGAGAGGAGGGAUUGAGGGUCUUUUUCAAAGGCCUUCUACUGAACAGCCUGAGGGCUUUCCCCGUCAACGCUGUCACGUUCCUCAGCUACGAGAGUCUGAUGAGGAUGUUCUGUCCACCGACGGGAUGACCGUGCCGUUGAAAAUCGAAAAAAGAUCUUCCCAUGGCGUGGAGAUGUUAAUAUACAGCUACAAUUCUCAGGGUUAUUUAACAAUAUCAGUUAAAAGACCAUUUAGUAUUGAAUCAGUGUAAGAAUGUCUAAAUGGGUCAACUCUUAAGAAGCUAGUGUCAGAAACCUGAACGUACCUCGAUCCCUGGGACUUUAUCUUCCGGUUAAGCUGCUCCUGUUUAUGGACAUCAAAUCCACUGUACUUGACAAAAUAUGAAGUUAUCGCCUUGUUUUUCACCAUAUGUUUUUUUUUUCUUUUUUCAAAGCAUUGUAUUCCUCUCAA